This is a messenger RNA of Perkinsus marinus ATCC 50983, 1629 nucleotides long. RefSeq lists its product as hypothetical. The coding region runs from base 1 to 1629 and encodes 542 amino acids. The transcript is spliced from 3 exons. The record is from RefSeq and is a predicted model, not a curated record. Lineage: Eukaryota; Perkinsozoa; Perkinsida; Perkinsidae.
AUGGCGUCCUGGUCAAUCCCCAAAAAAGAGCUUUACUGCCUCUUCAAAGCCGUCGAGCUGAUGCUCGCUCUCGGCACAGUCACAGAUGAGCAGUAUCCAGAGCUAAAGGUGAACGUCAAUGGAUUGAAGGCUAAGCAUUCUAAAUGUCAAAUGACUCCCCUAGAGACACGGUGGCUCGGAUUUAUCCGAGCAGCGUGCCUUGCCAACAAGUGGAAGGUCGUACAUGUGCCGAGUGCAAGUAACUUGGCCGACGGUCCAUCGCGAGGUAUUCUCCCGCUCACCCCCUUUACGGUUACCUUAGCUGAUGCGCGUCAAGUGGUACAUGGUUCUCCAGUUGUUCAAUACUGCCCCGACGAAUCUAACAACGUCAAGUCCGAGCCAACCGCUAUUGUUGCUGCAAUAUCACAAGUUGAUGACGAGGACCUACUACCCGAUGGUGUGGUGCAACGGUUGCCUAUAAACUACGCCGAGAUCAAGAAGCACCAGCAGGAUGACCCAAUCUUGAAGGAGAUUCGCGCGUGGCAUGAAAAUGGUCAAAAAUGGUCUGUCAACUUCAAGUUACCUAGGAGCUUCCUCGAGAAAGAAGGGCCCUUAUACAAGAUCGAUGAUGAAAAUAGGCUAUUGUAUCGCAUCACACUCGCUGACACCAAGGGUGAGGUACAGCCUCGAAUCGCCAUUGCCCACGGUGGAUCUAACACGGACUUCAUCAACGCCAUUAUUGAUGCAGCACACAACAAGUAUUGUCAUCUCGGCUACCCUAAGCUAGCGGAGAUUAUUGGAGCUAUAUAUUAUAUACGUCAUCUCCAGGCGAUGGUCAAGAGACGGUUAUCAACGUGUGAUCCAUGUCAAAGGGUUCACGCACAGAUCAAGCACAAGCGCCGGUUCGGGCGUGUCAGAUUCAAAGGCACCGCUCCGGGCCAGGUUAUGGCUGUCGACCACAUGUUAAUGACAGAUGGCAAGACUUCCCGUCGCUCAUUUGCAUUUGUCUAUGACAGCUUCAAGAUCUGUCUCCGCUGUACUAGUAGCUCUCUGUGCUUCCAGGACAUCAAAUUCGUGACGGGCAACGCCGCUGACUGCGACACAGAGUGUUCCACGACUUACCCUGGGUCGUAUUGUAAGUAUUGGAAGACGCCGAGCACCUGCUUUGGCUCGGAUGCAUCAUGCUUCUGCGGCACGAGUGAACCGACUGAAGCUCUCCGAGGUUCGACAUCCUCUGCUGCAGUCACGGAUGAGAUUACUGAGGCUACUACAAGCGAAGGAGGUACCACAGCUGCUCCCGAAGCAACGAGUACGACUGGUUCUGAAGCUACUGUCGAUACCACAGUAGCGCCCAGUACAGCUGCUGUGACCGAUGAGGUUGCUGUCACUACUGCAGCUCCUGUCACUGGCGAAGUGACCAUCAGCACGGCAGCUGGGGAAGCUCCCGGUAGAGACAAGGAUGAUUCUGAUGCUACCACCCAGGUCGCUACUGAGACUGCGACUAUCACUACUACGAUCAGUGUUUCUGUUGUGCCUACUACUACUAUAACGUCCCCUCUCCCGGUCAGCACAGCUGCUAUGACCGAUGACGUUGUUGCUACUACUGUGGAGACGACCGAUUCCGAGACUACUCUCAGCCCGAUUGUGUAG